Molecule: messenger RNA, 416 nt
Organism: Culex pipiens pallens (northern house mosquito)
Lineage: Eukaryota; Metazoa; Arthropoda; Insecta; Diptera; Culicidae
Exons: 2
Coding region: 161-394 (77 amino acids)
Source: RefSeq, a predicted model, not a curated record
GGGUGGUAUCAAGUUGGGCAAAAAGGGACACAACCACCCACCGAUUCGAUACAACGACGAAACGAAGGAAGACUUCUUGUUAACAUAUUGAAUAAAGCGAUGAGAAUGUGUUGUUUUUGGAACGUUACGGCUUUGAUCAUAAACAUUCAACGAUUUGACGAUGGGCGUCUGGAUGAGUCGACCCUUUGAGGUGGUACCGAACCAGAAAGGUGGCAAAAAUCUGCUAUUCUUCAACUACGUGUACCGCAAAGAAGCCAGCUUCAAGACGUCCAUCAACUGGGUCUGCAACCAGAAUGUGGUCUCCCGGUGCCAGGCCAGGCUCGUCCAGAAGACCGCGUCCGGUGAACUGAAACUUGGCAAACAUGGCCACAACCACGAUCCCGUAAAGAGUUGACGAAAUAAACUGUUGAUUUUAA